CUUCUAUUUCGCCACUUCUUGCAAGUUCAUUCUCUCGAUCUCUAUAUCUGCGAUUAAAGCUGUGUAAAGGUUUCCAUGGCGGAGCAUCUCAGUGACGAACAGAUCUCUGAGUUCAAGGAAGCCUUCAGCCUAUUUGACAAGGACGGCGAUGGUUGCAUCACAACCAAGGAGCUGGGAACUGUCAUGCGAUCGCUUGGGCAGAAUCCAACAGAGGCAGAGCUACAGGAUAUGAUUAACGAAGUGGAUGCUGACGGCAAUGGCACGAUUGAUUUUCCAGAGUUCCUCAACCUGAUGGCUCGCAAGAUGAAAGAUACUGACUCUGAGGAGGAACUGAAGGAGGCCUUCAGAGUGUUCGACAAGGACCAGAAUGGCUUCAUUUCUGCAGCUGAGCUUCGCCAUGUCAUGACCAACCUUGGGGAGAAGCUGACUGACGAGGAGGUUGAUGAGAUGAUCCGCGAGGCUGAUGUGGAUGGUGAUGGCCAGAUCAACUACGACGAGUUUGUCAAAGUCAUGAUGGCCAAAAGAAGGGAGAAGAGGAGGCAGAGCAUGAAGAAUGAAGGAAGAAGUGGUGGGCAGACUACUGCUUCUUCUGUUGUUAAUGGCAGCAAAAAGGGUGGCUUCCUUUGCUCCAGUCAAGGACAUUGCUCAAUUCUCUGAACCAUUCAAUCAGUAGAGCUGUUGGGCAUAUAUAUAUAUAUAUAUAUAUAUGUGUGUGUGUGUGUCUAUCUCUAUAUGCAUUACCCUACCUGUAUAAUAUUUAGGUUAUGUGAUGGGAAUAUAGAAAUGAAAAAGAGAAUUUAUCUAGGUUUAAGUGGGUUUAGCCUAACUGACUAUUACCAACUAAUUUUUCUUAAAAGCUCCUUUGUACAA
This is a messenger RNA of Dioscorea cayenensis subsp. rotundata (Guinea yam), 870 nucleotides long. Its product is annotated as calmodulin-2/4-like. The transcript has 3 exons. NCBI's taxonomy places the organism in Eukaryota, Viridiplantae, Streptophyta, Magnoliopsida, Dioscoreales, Dioscoreaceae. The record is from RefSeq and is a predicted model, not a curated record. Gene Ontology annotation, molecular function: calcium ion binding; enzyme regulator activity. Bases 76 to 657 code for a protein of 193 amino acids.